Rasamsonia emersonii CBS 393.64 is the source of this 1323-nucleotide messenger RNA. Its product is annotated as Cation diffusion facilitator 1. The coding region runs from base 1 to 1323 and encodes 440 amino acids. Gene Ontology annotation, molecular function: monoatomic cation transmembrane transporter activity. Gene Ontology annotation, cellular component: membrane. Gene Ontology annotation, biological process: transmembrane transport; monoatomic cation transport. The record is from RefSeq and is a predicted model, not a curated record. Lineage: Eukaryota; Fungi; Ascomycota; Eurotiomycetes; Eurotiales; Trichocomaceae. The transcript is spliced from 2 exons.
AUGGAGGACCCUCAGCUCCGUCAUUCCAUCUCUCUCCACCCCCAUCCCUUCAAUCUCUCUCCGCCGCGUCCCGCCCUGUCCAUCAAUGAAGCCACCAGCACCGGCGUCGACGGCGCUGACACCGUCCCUGCCCCCCAUAUAAGGGCGCCCUCGCGGGACGAGGAGGGAAACCCACCGCCGCGAUACACCCGCCAGAACGAUCCCUUCCACCUGGCCUCCAAGAUCAAGACCGACGCCGAGAUCAAGCAGAUCAAGGCCAACACCUCCCGCAAAUACGAGCGCUGUGCGCCGUCCAUCCUCAAGGACCGCGUCGGGUCGACCUCGCGCAAACUGCAGGGAUUCUACCAGGCCCAGAAUCAGAACAUCGAGCGCCUGCUGACCCCUGUCGAGGAGCAUGUGCGCGCCGCCAGAGAGCUCAACAACCAGAACCAGCUGAAAUACAAGAUCGCCGUCUAUGGCAGCUUCGCCGCCAACGUCAUCCUGUCCAUCGUCCAGAUGUAUGGCGCCAUCUCGUCCGGCUCGUUGUCGCUGUUCACCACCAUGGCGGAUGCCAUCUUCGACCCCAUGUCCAAUCUCACCCUGCUGCUCUGCCACAAGGCCGUGUCGCGCGUCGAUCCGCGGAAAUUCCCGGCCGGCAAGGCGCGCAUCGAGACGGCCGGCAACAUCUGCUUCUGCUUUUUGAUGACCGCCGUGUCCUUUGUUCUGAUCGCCUUCUCCGUGCGCGAGCUCAGCGUCGGCCACGAGGAGGAGACGUGGAGCUUCCACCUGCCGUCCGUCAUCGCCGUCGUCGUCGCCUUCAGCACCAAGCUGUCCCUGUUUCUGUAUUGCUGGACGUUGCGCGACCAGUUUUCGCAGGUGCGCAUUCUGUGGGAGGACCACCGCAACGACCUCUUCAUCAACGGUUUCGGUAUCCUCACGUCCGUGGGCGGCAGCAAGCUCCGCUGGUGGAUCGACCCGAUGGGCGCGGUAAUUCUGUCGCUGCUGGUGUCGGGCCUGUGGCUGCGCACGGCGUAUUCCGAGUUUCAGCUGCUCAUCGGGGUGAGGGCGGACACGCAGAUGCAGCAGUUGAUCACCUAUAUCUCAAUGACGCACUCUCCGAUGAUCACAGCCAUCGACACGGUGCGCGCCUACACGUCGGGACCGCGACUGCUGGUCGAAGUCGACGUCGUCAUGGACCCGGCGGAGAGUCUGAUGGCGACGCACGACGUGGCGGAGGAGCUGCAGAUGAAGCUCGAGUCGCUGCCGGACGUGGAGCGGGCGUAUGUGCACGUGGAUUACGAGACGACGCAUAAGCCGGAGCAUUUCCUGAAAAAGGAGCUGUAA